GCUUUAUUACCUACAGUUAUCAGCAUAGAGGUUACCAGAAUGGAUUAACGCCGCACCGCGCCGAUUGCUGUGCAAGUUUUAUUCAUUUUCCAGCCUGGUCAGAUUUAACAUCAAUACUCUUUCCUAAGAUUUUCUUAAUCCAAACAAAACUUUUAAUGACAAAAUGAUGACAAGAAUAAUGCACAAUCGUUUUUGUUUUUAAUGGCUUUUGACUGUCAAUUUUGAUAGUUUGUUUUUAAGUUUUUAUGAUAUAUUUACAAUUUUAUUUAAUAGUUUAAUAUGGCUAAGUUUUUAUUUAGUACGAUUAAUCUACAAUGCUCGUUAUAAAAAUAUAAUGUAAUCCAUCAAAUGCCUGAAGAGAUAUUCGUCAUAUGAGAGCAUGGAUUUGCAUAGAUUGCGAGUGGUGGAGUUCGAUACGUUAGUAAGUGAACAAAAAGGCGAUAAUAAGUAUAUUCCUGAACUUGAAGAACCUGUAGAAGAAGACUGUAAAAAAAGCGCCGUUGAUAAUACAGACGAAACAAAUGAAACUGAUAGCACCAUAAAAGGCUUGGCUGAAGCCAAUAGUCCUACCGAACCAUCGAAAUUAUGUCAAGGUGAUGUCAAGAACUCGCCAAGCACGUCCAAAAAAUAUAUUGGUGUUACCAAUAUCCCGAUAGUCGCAACCGCAAAUUGUGCAGGAGACACAUUAAGCCCUCUAAGAAUAACAUCGAAUAAAUAUAAGCGUGAACAAAAUAAACAAUCGGGGACACCAAUCAAGUUUCUAGGUAACAGAUUAAGCAGACCAAGAACAUCAAAAAAAAAUCUUGGUUCCUAUCUGGGUCUGCCAGGUACAUCUAAACAAUGUGCUGUUGACAGCACAAGUGUGCCUGGAACAUCAAAAAAUUCAAGUUCUUCCAUCAGUCGUAAAUCAAAAAGCGAAAUAUUUAAAAUUCCUUCAAAAUAUAAAUGGAAAAACCGUGAACACAAAUAUAAUUUGAGUGUUGUUGAUAUAACGAAACAGUUCCAUGAAAGUGCACACACGCGGCAGAAGAGACGACCCCUUAAUUUGUUCAACAGAAAAUCUAGGUGUGAUCAACAUGUAGGAGCUGUACACGCAAAGAACGAAGAAGUCAAUUUUGUGUUUGUGCGUGAUACUCCUAGUUUUAUUAAGUACUGUAAAAGAAGAGCAGAGAAACAUGAUAAGGGGAAAAAAAGAAAAAGAGAUACCAAAUUACCAAGUGACAUCUUUGGUUUCCAGAAAAAAACCCGAUACUUCGAUCCAUAUCUGUAUCAAAUGUCUUGUCAUCCAUUCAAAAAGUUGCGAAAAGGAUUUCACCGAAAGCCUAAAGAACCUGUGUGUCUUCCGGACUGUCUUUGUAAGCAUCACACAGUGAAAGUACUUAAUUCAGGCGGACAAGGCGAGCCGGCAUCGUCCCUUUAUUAUAAUAUACACAGUCCCCAUCUACAUAAACCUCACCGCAGGCGUCGCUAUGAUGAAGACGAAUCAUUCCAGAGAGACCGUGUUUGGUUUAAGGGCAAGGAUGUUACUGUAGGUGUUUCCCCUUCGUCGUUAACUCCGUUAAUAAGAUGCCGUUGCGAUGCCCGUAUAGGCCCUAGCAAAGCGGAGGUUGCAAACCUUUCGAGUGCCACCCCCGGGCCGCGCAGCCCAGCCCGCCCGUCCGAUACCCCGGGACCCCUCGGUUCUGGCGAAGCUCCGUCAGCACCGUCAAAGCCAAAAGGCAAAGGGAGUAAGACAAAGAAGCCAUACCCCCAACACAGCACGCCAAGCCCGAGUACCGCAGGACCUUCUCCGGCAUCAACCAAGCGACACCCGGUCGCUCCUAUAAAGAAAGGUAAAAAAGUUAAAAAAAAAAAUGUCGAUGCUUGCAAGGAACGUAAAAAAAUAAUAUCAGAUCAUUGGAAGAAAUUUCUUUCUAAAUUUAAAAAAAUUAAAAAACUUAAAACAGUGAAUAAAAAAGAAACAGGAAAAAAGGCUUUAAAAUAUAUAUUUUUUGGACUAUUGAUUAUGGCGUGGUCUCCAUGUCUGCUGGCGGUAAUUUUGGUAUGGGCAAUAUCGUGUCCUAUAAAGAUGACAACCUUAGUCAAAGCUGAUUAUGGUGUAUCUUCAAAAAAAUCUAUCCCAUUGAUACAUUCAUUCCUGAAUCGAUUUCGCAAGAGAGGCACAGAAAGUGAAUACCAAAGAAUGUGUUUUGAAAAUGGUAUACCUACUACUAGGAGCUUUAUGACUUCAGUAGCAAGUUGGUAUGCACGUGCCGUCGGAACUGUUAUGAACUCUUUUAAUGCCAUGAUAUCUAUGCUGAAACUUAAAAACGUUCCAACACGCGCUGCCUCUUCGUUUUUGCCAUCCAAUCAUCCGAACCCGAGGAAGAAGUACACUAUGUGCUAUGCGGACAAUAGAGGAUGGAUGAUGAAACCACCACGACGCAGCAAUUCACGGUCUUAUGCCAGCACUCGGGUAGUUCAACAUAUGCGAUGCGAAUGUAACCCUACUUUUUGGGUCAAAACAGGCCCUAGAAAAAAUGACAUUAGGAAAAGUACAUGUCAAAAUAUAAUUCAUGAAUGUCCGGUUCAUGGAAGUCAAUGCAUUCCCAAUUUUGGAAAGGCUGAGUCUUCGCCAGCAGGUGAUGCCGGCCCGGUUACUUGUGGGGAUAAAUGUACUCGAAAACAGGAUUAUCGUCCACAACACCAACAGCGUAACGCACCGAGACACGGACGCAUUGCUGGUGAUGGAGUACGACCACAAUAUCCAGACUUUAAUAAGGUAUUAAUGCGCUAUCCUGGCCAAAAUUUUGGACGUAAUCGAUCAGAACGUAUUGCUCCUGCCAAAAAUUACCCAGCAGCACCUGGACUUUUUAAGUCUCCAAAUCGUGGGAAAUGUUACAAUAAUCCAGCAAAUAGAUGUGGACCGAAACCAUGCACUAAUGAGGACGCUCUAAGGCGUGCCUAUAAACGCAGACCAUUAAGAUAUGUUCCACCAUCUAAACCAGCAUCACCAUCUAAACAGGUAUCCAAAUCCAAAGUUUCUCUUCCUAAGCUUCCUAAGCUCAAACAAGCAAAAGAAAAGAAGGAAAAGCCGGAAAAGCCGGAAAAGCAGGAAAAGAAGGAAAAGAAGGAAAAGAAGGAAAAAAAGGAAAAGCCGGAAAAGAAGGAAAAGAAGGAAAAGAAGGUAGUUAAACCAAAAAAGGUUAUAAAAAAAAAAGUUAAAUCUAAUAAAGUCAAAGGUCCAUCAUUCUUUGUAUGUCUUCGAGAAUUGGUUCAAAAGGCUGAGAAGGAGGCAUGGCCAAUUGAAGUUUCAUGUCGUCCCAUUUGGAUACACGCUUUGAAGCAUAGACCUUGUUUCUGGAUUUAUAAGUACUUCCCAUCAAUCUAUCCAACUUUCUUAACUUGUUACAAAUUUCAGCGAGAUGUAUGCCGACUGUUAACGUACUGUUUAGCAAUAUGUGUAUGGUGUCCUGCGAUUUUCUGCUAUUAUAUUUGUAGCUCUCUGUUUUGCAAAGUUCUUUGAAGUUAAAAUAUGUAUGUUUAUAUAUUGAAUAAAUAAUAAUAUUAAUAA
Messenger RNA from Helicoverpa armigera (cotton bollworm), 3553 nucleotides. RefSeq lists its product as uncharacterized. Bases 380 to 3505 code for a protein of 1041 amino acids. Lineage: Eukaryota; Metazoa; Arthropoda; Insecta; Lepidoptera; Noctuidae. The transcript is spliced from 3 exons. The record is from RefSeq and is a predicted model, not a curated record.